AGACUUUCGGCUGCCAAUUAGUCAAGUAAACUAGUAACAACAUUAUUCAUUUCGGUUUCUAAAUUAUCCGUGGUUUGGUCAGUUCGCAGCGAAAUGUUUUAAAACUCAACAUAUAUAAAACCUUAAAAUACCAACCCAGUUACAACAUUAAAACUAUAACUCUACUUCUCCAGUAACGUGAGUCACGUGCCUUAGAAUAGAGUUAAAACCGAGCAGCCAUCGACAUUGUGUAGUGGCAAUCAUUAGUGACGAAACGGUUUGAAGGCGCAAGGUAAUAGAAGUUGGUAACAAAAACGGUAUUGCGUUAUAGGAGUUAAUAAACUGUGAGUCGAAACUUCAGUGUUUUGAAAGUUUUUUUAGAGUCCUAUAGUUGAUCACCUAUUGGAAAUAUGACGGAAACACCGGUACUUGAACCUUGCAUACCAUUGCCAAUUGCGGAACGUACAUUGAUUGAUGUGACGGAAAAGGCGAAAGAUUGGGCUAUAAUGCAUGGUGCUGCUAUGCGCUCCAAAACCAACUUCAGCUCGGAUGCACUAAAUUUCGCACCAUUUAUAUUGAUGCCGUCGUCAUUCCCGCGCAAAGAGUUCGAAAAGGCUAGGAAUUUGCAAACCAUAAUCAAUCAAUUGAUGCAUAAUGUGGCGCAUGAUGAGGAAUUUCUAACUACAACACUGGCCGAAACCGUAAAAGUCGAUGAGUUUACUGCUAAUUUAUUUAAUGUCUACAAAAAAGUACUCGCUAAUGGUUUUGGACAGCCAAUUUCGUUGGGCCUAUUGCGCAGUGAUUUGAUGUUGGAGACGAAUUGUGCAGAAUUGCUAGAAAAAGAGAAACAAGCCCCGUGUGCCUACUGUUGCUGGAAACAAGUUGAAAUUAACACUAUAGCUUCUGGUUUUGGCCAUUUAGGACCAGUAAGCAAAAAUAUACAAAGCUUUGUGAUGAGCGAGUUGGGGCAUGCGGAUAAAAUUAAGAAUAUGCCCGAAAAUACUGCUUUGUCCGGCCUUUGUGGUGGCAUGAUCAAAGCUUGGGAAGUAUAUGCUCAGCCCAAAGCGGUUAUUCUUUUUGUCAUCGAAGAUGUUUCCUACAAUAUUUGCGAUCAGCGUUUCCAUGAGUUUUAUAUACGCGAACAGCGCCCAGAUAUUAAAGUAUUACGUCGUACUCUAACGGAGGUGCAUAAAGAGGGCAAAUUGGGACCAAAUAAAGAGCUUUUACUCGGUGAAUACGAAGUGGCUGUCAUUUAUUUCCGCGCCGGCUAUGAACCUCAGCACUACCACUCACAAGAUGAAUGGGAUGCACGCUAUAUGAUGGAGUGUUCGCGUGCGAUAAAAUGUCCAUCCAUACACUACCAUUUGGCCGGUACCAAGAAGGUGCAGCAAGCGCUUGCUCAACCAGAAAUGCUGGAGCGAUUUAUAAGCGACCCAGAAAAAAUAAAAGCUGUGGGUCAAAUCUUCACCGGGCUCUACUCGUUGGACGACUCUGAAGCAGGCAAUGCCUCAUACGAAAUGGCAUUGAAAGAACCGGAACGUUUUGUACUGAAGCCACAGCGCGAAGGCGGUGGUAAUAAUGUUUAUGGCGCUGACAUUCCAGAUGCACUGCGGAAAAUGAGUCGCGUUGAACGCGCCGCCUGGAUUCUUAUGGAUCUAAUUCAGCCACCAAUAUCCAAGGGUUACAUGAUACGUCCGGGUGGCAAAUCGCCACCAGAAGUGGUGGAUCUCGUGUCAGAGCUGGGCAUUUUUGGCGUAAUACUGGGUGAUGUAGAUAAUGUGAUUUGCAAUUAUCAAGCGGGUCAUAUGCUGCGCACGAAACUCUCGACUGCGAACGAGGGCGGUGUUGCAGCGGGACUUGGCGCCUUGGACAGUCCUUAUUUACUGGAUUAGUAUUUUAUUAAUGAUUUGGCUUUAAAAAAAUUCAUAGUUUUCUUCACAUUUAAUUUUGUUAUAUUUUAAAAUUUUUUAUUUAUAUUUUCAAAAUUUUCGAAUCUUAAACAUAAUGUAAAUCUGAAUCUACUAUUUUGCAGUUUUUGGCGUUUAUCCAUUUUGAUAAAAUUUUACCAUAUUUUUUAAAUUUUUACACCAUAUCAUGUCUACCUAUCAUAUUUGUACAUAAUGCUAAUAAAU
Molecule: messenger RNA, 2111 nt
Organism: Bactrocera tryoni
Lineage: Eukaryota; Metazoa; Arthropoda; Insecta; Diptera; Tephritidae
Product: glutathione synthetase-like
Exons: 11
Coding region: 390-1871 (493 amino acids)
Biological process (GO): glutathione biosynthetic process
Cellular component (GO): cytosol
Molecular function (GO): glutathione synthase activity; ATP binding; glutathione binding
Source: RefSeq, a predicted model, not a curated record